Gymnodraco acuticeps is the source of this 3085-nucleotide messenger RNA. RefSeq names its product chondroitin sulfate proteoglycan 5-like. The transcript is spliced from 6 exons. Bases 550 to 2526 code for a protein of 658 amino acids. Gene Ontology annotation, biological process: nervous system development. Lineage: Eukaryota; Metazoa; Chordata; Actinopteri; Perciformes; Bathydraconidae. The record is from RefSeq and is a predicted model, not a curated record.
GUGGACACUGGCGAGUGCGUGCGUGCGUGCGUGCGGGUGUGCAUGUGUGUGUGUGUGUGUAUGUUGGCAUCUUUGACACCCAAACGCACUGUGCGCGCACAACGUGCCGUGCCGUGAUUUGCCGUUCAUCGCCAAUGCAGCCUAGGGGAAGGCUUAACGGAUCGCAUACAGACAGACAGGCAGCGACAAACCCGGCUCAUUAAAAUCCCGUCUGCAGACCCUAAACCGGUCGCGCGCAGUAGCCCACUACCACAGCUCCUCGCGGUGCUGCAGACGGACCCCAAAGCGCGCGGUAAAAGUGCCGAGGAGAGGGAAACUGCUCGGUAAAAUGGGACCGAACCCGAGCAGUUAAUCGGUUCCGAGAUAAACGCGCACACAGCUGAGGGGGAGGCCAAACGUUGUGGAGGUUAAAGGCGACAUGGCGAAAACGGGCAUAAUCUGAAUUUUAGAGGAUCAGCUGUAAGGACAGGGUCAGCCCACGGAUCUGACUGGCACACCGAGGAACGGGAUCACAGUUUGCAUCAGUGUGUCAAAGGCAGAGCCAGCAGUAUGGCGCGCAGUGACAGUCUCACCUGGCAGGUGCUUCUGACCAUCUCCAUGGUCAUCAUCCCGCUGUCUGCUCACGGGAGGCAUUCUCUGUCAAGGCACCAUCAUCACCACAACCAAUCAUCUGUCAACAAGGAGGCCUUGAACGCCCGGAUGGUGCUCAGUGAUGACUCAGCAGAGAGGGACCACCUGAUCGGGCUCGGGGCUAAACUCCCACUCAGCUCCACCAAACAUCACCAUUCUCAUAAACAUGCCCACCUAGAUGUUGUUGAUGAAGACCCGCCUGUGGGGGAGGAGCUGACUGCCGGAGGCGCGGGGCCAGACCAGCCGGGAAACCCCAUGUCUGAUGAAGUCAUCACUGUGGAGUUUCACAGCCCUGCGCCUGACGUUGUGCCCGCUGACGGUGGUCUGGAUUGGGCCAAAGCCCCUCAACCCCAGAAGCAAAAAGGAGGGGACCCAACUGCCUGGACGCUUUCUGACUUUUACGACUACCUGUCCCCUGACAACGACCCCUCAGCCCUGGAUGCCACCCCAGAACCUGAGCCCACCCCUUCACCCCCGCCUGACAUGGAAGAUGAGAAUCCGCUCCUGGCUGGUUCUCCUGCUGUUCCUGACAACGUGAGGCCUGACGUGGAGCCCUCCAUACCAGCUCCCUCCAUGCCAGCGCCAGACACAGGUGAUGGGUUAGGGUUAGGGGGCGCCAUGGGGGCUGACGGCUGCAGGCUGGGCUAUGUGCGCUCUGGACCUGGAGUCUGUGUGUCUCAGUGUGACAUUGAUCCCAAUUUCUGCCUCAAUGGAGGAAUUUGCACCGUGGUGGCAGGAAUGGGAGCUUUCUGCAGGUGCAAUGUGCAGGAGUACAUCUGGAACAAAGGCACACGCUGUGAUUGGGCGAUCACAGAGUUCCAGGUGAUGUGCGUGCUGGUGGGCGUGGCUUCAGUGGUACUCAUCUAUCUCUUCAUGAUCAUUGUGUGCUUUGCCAAGAAGCUGCACCGCCUCAAGAACGAGAACAAACGCCUUCGCAAACGCAGGUGUGUGACUGGGAGUAAAUACCGCCCACAGAGCAGCGAGCCACAGACAGACGGCCUCUCCGUGUCCACCAUGGCCGACGGCUCGCAGCCAAACGUAAGGAAACUGUGCGACACCCCUCCGCUUGCUCCCCAAGCUCACACUCACAACCUGGCGUACUAUGACAACAUUAUCUGUCAGGAUGACCCUCAGAAGCAGGAAGACCCAGCGAAGUCCGCCCAAGCCAAGGAAGAGGGUUCAAUGAACAUCCUCAACUCUCACUCCCCCAAACACGAGAACAACCGUCCGACCUCUGUCGCCCACGACCCGGGCCACACCCCUAACAACACAGAGGAAAACGCAGAGGAUGGAGUCACAAUUGGCCUGGAGGUGCUCCUCCCCAAAGAGGCCAAGCUCCACUCAGAGACCGGCUCGCCCCUUCAAUAUGACGUCUUCCUCUACAAGGUUCCCAACAGUGAAGACUCCACCUCUCCCAUCCACGCCCCUCCCACACAGAGCGGCAACUCAUACUCCUCCUCUCACCCCAUGCCCAAAUCGCCCAAAACACCCAAGACGCCCAAGAUGCAUAAAUCACCCAAACACAGCAGGGAGCACUCACACAGCAGCCGCGAAGCCUUGUCUGGGAGGCACGCCUCACCCGGACGCCACCCCUCACCCGGCCGCCACCCCUCACCCAGCCGUCAUUCCGCUCCAAGUUCCUUCCAUCCACCCUCCCAUCACUCCCCCUCCCGGUACACAAGCUUCCCCCCCUCCUCCUCCUCCACCCCGCCUGAGUUACGCAGGCCCAGAGGUCGGUCUCAGGUCCUGGGCUCUGAGUGCUCUGGGACAGGGAGAGAGCAGGGUGGACACCUCCAUCCUUCCCCCUCCUCCCCCCACCUCACCCAGCCUUCUCCAUCCCCAUCCAGGGUGAAGUUCAGCCCGGUCAGCACCAGAUCUCUGCCUGUUCUGUCCUGACCUCCACGGAGCCUCCAUACACGCACAAACAUCUGUCAUAGUCUAAUCUAUCCAGCCAUAUGUCCACCAUGACUCUAACUUUUUAUAAUACUAGAUUAACCAUCCAUUUAUCAUCCACCUUGCCUCUGCACAUUCAAAUCCAGAGGAGGAGCACAUCACCUGGUUUUGGAGCCAGAAAACAAGAACUGGGACAACUCAUCACACUCUCUCAAACUGCAGACAUGAUGCACCAGAAUGCACACAUACAAACGGCGAAACACCAGCAGCCAAACAUUCCCACUUUCAUGUGUUUAACAUUGUCUCAAAGCUCAGGUGUCUGCUCACACAAGCACAAUAUGAACCACUACAUGUGAAAAUGCUCUGCUAGCAUGGUGCCAACCUCAGUGACUGCUGAGGAAUUUGUUCAUUAAGGUUUUAUAGAGGUUAACUACUUUAGCCUUAGUAUUAUCAAUGUUUUGUACACGUCUUUUGCUAUUCAGUGUGUAAGAUUGUUUCAUGUUUUCACAGGCUUUUGGUAUGUUUUUCAUGUUUCUAAUCCUUAAUAAAUAGUUACAACAAA